GUGGGCUACUGCUUUUCGAUUGUUGUUUUUGGUAAAGAAUGGCGUUGGUCGGAAGCAGGUCGGGCGGGGAGAGGUCUCUGGCCCGUUGACUGAGGUUCUGUUCUUUGAAAGUAAGAAGAUGGCAGGUAAAAAACUGAGAAGAGCAGGGUUACCACAAGACCUUUGUGAGCGGCUGAGUCGGCAUCAGAUCACCACCUGUCAGGACUUUUUGUGUCUUUCUCUCCUGGAACUAAUGAAAGUGACUGGGCAGAGCUACCAGACUGUGCAGAAGCUUCUUCACACUGUCAGUCAGUCCUGUGCCCCCAGAAUGCAAACUGUUUAUGAAAUGAAAAUGAAAAGAGCCAUUGAUCCAACAUCAGCGUUCUUGCCCACAACACUAGAAGAUCUGGAUAAAAUCUUGCACGGUGGAAUUGCCUGUGGAUCUCUUACAGAGGUAACUGGCCCAUCAGGUUGUGGGAAAACUCAGUUUUGUAUUAUGCUGAGCUUGCUGACCACAUUGCCCUCCAGCAUGGGGGGACUGGAUGGCGCUGUUAUAUACAUUGACACAGAAUCUGCAUUCAGUGCUGAAAGGCUUAUUGAGAUGGCACAGCACCGUUUCCCUCAUUAUUUUGCCACAAAAGAAAAACUUAUUUCAAUGCCCAGCUGCAUUCAUGUUUAUCGGGAGCUCACCUGCGACAGUGUACUUAAAAGGAUCGAAUCUUUGGAAGAAGAAAUUAUUUCUAAGAAUGUCAAAUUAGUAGUCAUAGAUUCUGUUGCUUCAGUAGUCAGAAAAGAGUUUGAUACAAAACUUCAAGGCAAUUUGCUGGAAAGAAGCAACUUGCUGGCUAGAGAAGCAUCAAUAUUGAAGUACUUGGCUGAAGAAUUUUCAAUACCAGUUAUCUUGACGAAUCAGGUUACCACGUGGCUGAGCGAUGGCCUUGCUGUUCAGGCAGACCCGCUGUCUCCAGCUGAUGACUUUUCCCUGUCUGAAGGAUGUUCCAGAAAUGGAGCUGGGGAGUCUAGCUACGUGACUGCAGCACUGGGGAAUACAUGGAGUCACAGUGUGAAUACGAGACUCAUCCUGCAGUAUCUGGAUUCACAGACUAGACAGCUUCUGAUAGCCAAGUCCCCGGUUGCUCCAUUCACAUCUUUCCAAUACACGAUAGAAAAUUCUGGUUUGGUUCUCCAAGAUCAAAAGGACCAGUCAUAUUUUGGGGGAGGAACCAGUCCUGCGCUACAAGCAAUAAAAGUGAGGACAGACUCCUUUAACAAUGAACUUGAAAUGGCUUUAUCUAGUUUCACCGGUGAGACUCUCUAUCCACAGCAGCAGUUACAACAUGCAGUAAUAUAAGCAACUGGAAAGAGAUUGCUGCAGCCCAGAGAACAAAGGAAGAGCCGUGUGACUGGACAGAUACUGCAUUUUCAAGGUCUGCAGCAAUUUCUGUAGGUGUUGCUGCUUUCACCUCUGAUUAUGAUAGCUUUGAGUGCAACUACU
Molecule: messenger RNA, 1474 nt
Organism: Gekko japonicus
Lineage: Eukaryota; Metazoa; Chordata; Lepidosauria; Squamata; Gekkonidae
Gene: RAD51B
Product: RAD51 paralog B
Exons: 11
Coding region: 119-1330 (403 amino acids)
Biological process (GO): double-strand break repair via homologous recombination
Cellular component (GO): Rad51B-Rad51C-Rad51D-XRCC2 complex
Molecular function (GO): DNA binding; ATP-dependent DNA damage sensor activity; ATP binding
Source: RefSeq, a predicted model, not a curated record